CCCCCUCCUCCCCACCCCAUUUCCCACCUUCACCUCACCAGAGGCCAGGCCAGCCGGGCGGCGUAGCUACCUGCCUCUGCUUCUCCCUCUCCCCGCACAGAGGCUCCUAGCUGCCGUGCCGCCGCGUGACAGCUCCUUCUCUCUAGUCUCUACCUAGCUACCUCUCGUGUCAUGGCGCAGCGCGACAAGAAGGUGGAGGAGCCGACGGAGCUGCGGGCGCCGGAGCUCACGCUGUGCGCCAACAGCUGCGGCUUCCCGGGGAACCCGGCCACCAACAACCUCUGCCAGGCCUGCUUCCAGGCCGCCACGGCUUCCUCCGCCUCAGCCUCCGUCUCGCCGCCGUCGCCUUCCUCCUCGUUGUCUCCGUCCCCGGCGGUGUUCAAGUUCGACGAGCAGCAGCACGCGAGGCCGUCUGCGACGGCGGUGUUCGCCGACCGGCCUGCGGAGCAACCGCCGGCGCCGGCGUCCGCCAGGCCGAUCCGGACGACGUCGACUUCGUCGUCGUCGUCCGUCAACCGGUGCCAGAGCUGCCGGAAGCGCGUCGGGCUGACGGGGUUCCGGUGCCGCUGCGGGGAGCUCUUCUGCGGCGCGCACCGCUACUCGGACCGCCACGACUGCUGCUUCGACUACAAGGCCGUCGGCAGGGACGCCAUCGCCAGGGAGAACCCCGUCGUGCGCGCCGCCAAGAUCGUCAGGUUCUGAUCUGUGGUCCCGUCUCGGAGCGACAACCAGCGGCGGCGGCGUCUCGAUCGGAGCCGGACGGACGGGCGGAGGACACACGGUGGUGAUCUCGGCGGAGAUUCGGUGGAUCGGUCCAUCUCCCUCUAGAAUUCCUUCCCUCCUCUCUUCUAUUUUUUUUCCCUCUCUUUUCUUGCUUUGUUUUUCUUUUUUUUUCUAUUAUUGUUACAAGAUAAAAAAUUAGAAAGUGAUCGAUCCAUGGAGGGUGUUGGUUAUUAUUCAUUGUCACGCUGUUCUUGACAAUUAUACCAUCCAUGACCUUGAGGAGGAGGAGGAAGAAAAGCGUUGGCCAAAAAGAAAGAAAAGAAAAGAAAAGUCAUGGGAGGCAGAGAAGAAGGUGGGGAUGAAAAGAAGAGAGCGAUGAUAAUGUUAUUGUAGCGGUGGUGGUUGGGUGGAGGCGGGAAAGAAGCGAUAGGGUAACCCUUCGGUUUGGUGUGUUGUCCUGCUUCAAUCACAAAUCUCUAUAUACAUUUUUAUAUAUACCUUGUAUAAAAUUAUAAAGUUAUUUAUUUGAAUUAUAUAUGGUUGCCAAGUUGCCA
Sorghum bicolor (sorghum) is the source of this 1277-nucleotide messenger RNA. Its product is annotated as zinc finger A20 and AN1 domain-containing stress-associated protein 11. Gene Ontology annotation, molecular function: DNA binding; ubiquitin-protein transferase activity; zinc ion binding. Bases 172 to 702 code for a protein of 176 amino acids. NCBI's taxonomy places the organism in Eukaryota, Viridiplantae, Streptophyta, Magnoliopsida, Poales, Poaceae. The transcript has a single exon. Gene Ontology annotation, biological process: protein ubiquitination. The record is from RefSeq and is a predicted model, not a curated record.